Bombina bombina (fire-bellied toad) is the source of this 6465-nucleotide messenger RNA. It is a transcript of the gene CACNA1F, whose product is annotated as calcium voltage-gated channel subunit alpha1 F. Gene Ontology annotation, molecular function: high voltage-gated calcium channel activity. NCBI's taxonomy places the organism in Eukaryota, Metazoa, Chordata, Amphibia, Anura, Bombinatoridae. Gene Ontology annotation, cellular component: voltage-gated calcium channel complex; membrane. The transcript is spliced from 48 exons. Gene Ontology annotation, biological process: calcium ion import across plasma membrane. The coding region runs from base 1 to 6084 and encodes 2027 amino acids. The record is from RefSeq and is a predicted model, not a curated record.
AUGUCCCAGACAGAGGAAAAUGAUAAAGGCCCCCCUCCCCUCUACUCCAAUGAGGAGGCAGAGCCAUUCAUGAGUGGGGCGGAGGCGGCCCUCGCCUGCUGGAGGUACUCCAUAGACGCCACGGCUAUGAAUGGAACAGACACGCUCAACUCCACAACCAGCUCCCAGGCUCACAAGAAGAGGCAACACUACAGUAAACACAAGAACCAGGGAGGUGGCGGAGUGCACAGGAACCCAAGGGCUCUUUUUUGCUUGCACCUCAAUAAUCCCAUCCGAAGAGCGUGCAUCAGCAUCGUAGAGUGGAAACCAUUUGAUAUCCUCAUUCUGAUGACUAUAUUUGCCAACUGUGUAGCAUUGGGUGUCUACAUUCCCUUCCCAGAGGAUGAUUCCAACGUUGCUAACCACAACCUGGAACAAGUGGAAUACAUCUUCCUUAUCAUCUUCACGGUGGAGAGUUUCUUAAAGAUAAUCGCCUAUGGGUUGGUCAUGCACCCCAGUGCCUACAUCAGAAAUGGAUGGAACUUGCUGGACUUUGUUAUCGUGGUUAUUGGGCUAUUUAGUGUCAUUUUGGAACAGUUUUCUCACAAGCAAGGAGACGCCCAUCACAUGAGCGGAAAACCUGGAGGAUUCGAUGUGAAAGCUCUCCGUGCGUUUCGUGUUCUGAGGCCCCUGAGACUUGUAUCUGGUGUCCCAAGUUUACACAUUGUAUUAAACUCUAUAAUGAAGGCCAUGGUCCCACUGCUUCACAUUGCACUGCUUGUCCUCUUUGUCAUCAUUAUUUACGCCAUUAUUGGUUUGGAGCUCUUCAUAGGCCGGAUGCACAAGACCUGCUUCUACAUAGGUUCAGAUUUACCCGCUGAGGAGGAGGCAGCACCCUGCGCCUUCUCGGGACACGGAAGGGAGUGUCACGUUAACAAUACUGAGUGCCGGGGAAGAUGGGAAGGGCCGAACGGGGGAAUCACAAACUUUGAUAACUUCUUUUUUGCCAUGCUGACUGUAUUCCAGUGCAUCACUAUGGAGGGAUGGACGGAUGUUCUGUACUGGAUGCAGGACGCAAUGGGUUAUGAGCUGCCUUGGGUGUAUUUUGUGAGCUUGGUUAUAUUCGGAUCUUUCUUCGUCCUUAACCUUGUAUUGGGCGUCUUAAGUGGUGAGUUCUCCAAAGAAAGAGAGAAAGCCAAGGCCCGUGGGGACUUCCAGAAGCUUAGGGAGAAGCAGCAAAUGGAGGAGGACUUGAAGGGUUAUCUUGACUGGAUCACCCAAGCUGAGGAUAUUGAGCCAGAAGGGGAAGAGCGAGAUGAGCGCCACAACCGCGUCUCUCUGUCCGACUUGACUGCCAGGAGGAAGGGCCGACUCCAGUGGUUAAUGCAUCCAAACCAUUCCUCAGAAACCCACACCAGUCUCCCAGCCAGUGAGACCACCUCACUCAACACAGAGAACAUUGACGAGGAGCAUGCCAACUGCUGCGCUCUGUGCAUGAGCAGGUUGGGCCAGACUUCAUGCUGCCGCAGAGUGAGACGCUGGAACAGGGCGUUCAGAAGGAAAUGCCGCCUCGCUGUAAAAUCUGUCACCUUUUACUGGAUAGUUCUGAUCCUGGUUUUCCUCAACACCCUGACCAUAGCGUCCGAACAUUACCAGCAGCCGGACUGGCUAACUGAGAUACAAGGUUAUGCCAACAAGGUCCUGCUGUCCCUCUUCACCCUGGAGAUGAUCAUGAAGAUGUACAGCCUAGGUCUACAUGUCUACUUUAUGUCCUUCUUCAAUCGGUUUGAUUGUUUUGUGGUGUGCGGUGGAAUCCUGGAGACUGUGCUUGUGGAGUUUAACAUCAUGUCCCCUCUGGGCAUCUCUGUGCUACGCUGUGUGCGACUGCUGCGCAUCUUCAAGGUCACAAGACACUGGGCUUCCUUGAGCAACCUUGUUGCGUCGCUGCUGAACUCCAUGAAGUCCAUUGCGUCUCUGCUACUUCUGCUCUUUCUCUUCAUCAUCAUCUUCUCACUGCUGGGAAUGCAGCUCUUUGGGGGCAAAUUUAACUUUGAUGAGACCCAAACCAAGAGAAGCACUUUUGACACGUUUCCUCAGGCCCUACUCACCGUCUUCCAGAUCCUGACAGGCGAGGACUGGAAUGCGGUGAUGUAUGAUGGAAUCAUGGCUUAUGGGGGACCCUUCUUCCCUGGAAUGCUGGUCUGUGUGUAUUUUAUCAUCCUGUUCAUCUGUGGAAACUAUAUUUUACUGAACGUCUUCUUGGCCAUUGCUGUGGACAAUCUCGCUGACAGUGACAAUAUAAACAGCAAAGAUAAAAAGGGCAAUAAAUCUGAAAAUAAAGACGACAACUUGGAGAAGACUCCUUGUGAGGAGGAGGAGAACGAAGAGGAAGAGGGGAGUAAUGCAUCGGAAGAGGAAGAAGACGAGGAGGGCAGCCUCCCAGACUCCCAUCUGGAUAAACUGGCAGAGUUUGCACCAAAGGAGAAGGUCCUUCCAAUUCCUGAGGGCAGCGCAUUCUUCAUCCUCAGUAGCACCAACCUCUUACGUGUUGGGUGCCAUCGGCUCAUUCAUCAUCACAUCUUCACCAACCUCAUACUGGUCUUCAUCAUCCUAAGCAGCAUCUCGCUGGCGGCUGAGGACCCAAUCCGAGCUCACUCAUUCCGUAAUCACAUCUUGGGAUAUUUUGAUUAUGCUUUCACCUCCAUAUUCACAGUGGAGAUCUUACUGAAGAUGACAGCGUAUGGUGCUUUCUUGCACAAGGGCUCCUUCUGCAGGAACUGGUUCAAUCUCCUGGAUCUACUGGUGGUCAGUGUGUCGCUCAUCUCCUUUGGGAUUCACUCCAGCGCAAUCUCUGUUGUGAAGAUCCUGCGUGUGCUGAGGGUACUGCGUCCCCUGAGGGCCAUCAACCGUGCCAAAGGGCUGAAGCAUGUGGUGCAGUGUGUGUUUGUGGCUAUUCGCACUAUCGGUAACAUUAUGAUCGUCACCACACUCCUGCAGUUCAUGUUUGCCUGUAUCGGGGUCCAACUCUUCAAGGGAAAGUUCUACAGCUGCACUGAUGAGGCCAAGCACAGUCCAGAGGAGUGCAAAGGCACAUUCAUUGUGUACAAGGACGGUGACGUCACUCAUCCUAUGGUGCGGGACAGAAUUUGGCACAACAGCGACUUUAACUUUGACCAUGUGCUGUCUGGCAUGAUGGCGCUUUUCACUGUAUCUACGUUUGAGGGCUGGCCUGCGCUUCUAUACAAAGCUAUUGAUGCCAACGGGGAAAACAUAGGACCCAUUUACAAUUACCGGGUGGAGAUCUCCAUCUUUUUCAUUGUCUACAUCAUCAUCAUAGCAUUCUUCAUGAUGAACAUCUUUGUGGGCUUUGUAAUCAUUACCUUCCGAGCACAGGGGGAGCAGGAGUACAAGAACUGUGAGCUGGACAAAAACCAGCGUCAGUGCGUGGAGUACGCUCUGAAGGCACAGCCUCUGCACAGAUACAUCCCCAAACACCGGUAUCAAUACAAAGUGUGGUACAUGGUCAAUUCCACCGGAUUUGAGUAUAUCAUGUUCGUACUUAUCCUGCUCAACACCAUUGCCUUGGCCAUGCAGCAUUAUGAGCAGUCGAAACCAUUUAAUUACGCCAUGGACAUCCUGAAUAUGGUUUUCACCGGACUCUUCACUGUGGAGAUGGUUCUGAAACUAAUCGCAUUCAGACCCAAGCAUUACUUCUGUGAUGCCUGGAACACAUUUGACGCUCUCAUUGUUGUGGGCAGCCUGGUGGAUAUUGCAGUCACUGAAGUGAAUAAUGGCUGGCAUGUAGGGGAGAGCUCUGAGGACAGUUCCCGCAUCUCUAUCACUUUCUUCCGCCUCUUCCGUGUGAUGCGCCUGGUGAAGCUGCUCAGUAAAGGGGAAGGAAUCCGGACUUUGCUCUGGACAUUCAUCAAAUCAUUCCAGGCCCUGCCGUAUGUUGCUCUGCUCAUUGCAAUGAUAUUUUUCAUCUACGCUGUCAUUGGAAUGCAGACAUUUGGUAAAAUUGCCAUGCAAGAUGGGACCCAGAUAAACAGGAACAACAACUUUCAAACCUUUCCCCAGGCUGUGCUGCUUCUUUUCAGGUGCGCCACUGGUGAGGCCUGGCAGGAGAUUAUGUUGGCCAGUCUGCCCGGCAAGCGAUGUGACAUUGAAUCUGACUUUGCCCCUGAUGAAGAGUUUACUUGCGGCAGUAACUUUGCCAUUGUCUAUUUCAUUAGCUUCUUCAUGCUCUGCGCUUUCCUGAUCAUUAACCUGUUUGUGGCUGUCAUUAUGGAUAACUUUGAUUACCUGACACGUGAUUGGUCAAUUCUGGGCCCCCAUCACCUGGAUGAGUUUAAGAGGAUUUGGUCUGAGUAUGACCCAGAAGCCAAGGGUCGUAUCAAACAUCUGGACGUGGUGACUUUAUUGCGCAGAAUUCAACCUCCCUUGGGCUUUGGCAAGCUGUGCCCACAUCGUGUGGCAUGUAAGAGACUCGUUGCCAUGAACAUGCCCCUGAAUUCAGACGGCACUGUGACGUUUAAUGCCACACUCUUUGCCCUUGUGCGCACCUCGCUGAGAAUAAAAACUGAAGGCAACUUGGAAGCAGCUAAUGAGGAGCUGCGUGCUGUAAUAAAGAAGAUAUGGAAACGAACCAAGCAGAAGAUACUUGAUGAGGUUAUCCCUCCUCCUGAAGAGGAGGAGGUGACAGUGGGCAAGUUUUAUGCAACGUUCUUGAUUCAGGACUAUUUCCGAAAGUUUCGCCGGAGAAAAGAGAAGGGUCUUCUUGGGACUGAGAACUUACCCUGUAAUUCUACCACAUUACAGGCUGGGCUCAGGAGCCUCCAAGAUCUGGGAUCAGAGAUCCGCAGAGCAUUAUCCUGUGAGCUGGAGGAGGAAGAUCUUUCUCAGUUUAGAGGGCGCAUGGACACAGAAGAUGCUCCUUUAUGUGAAAACUCUACUCCAGCACAAUCCGGCGAUUUUCAGAGCCUGACCUCUAUGUUAUUACUUGGAGGCUCGACUGGAGGGGGAGAUGAGCAGCCCCCAACCUCUCGCCGGUCAUCACUGGCCAAUCGAUCUGCUGGAGGCUCCAGAGACAGCUUGCUUAUACCUCCUCCACCACCGCCCAAUGCGACCAGUGGGAAAAAAAGGCAGCUCAUCAACCGCAGAAGGAGCUCUGAUGCAAGUUGUGUCCCACCCACUGUGCAUGAGCAGGAAGAGGCCCUGACAGAAGAUGAGCAGAGAUCCAGAACACAAUCACCUGUAUUUAUUCCUUGCACUGAGGCAGACAGGCAGCAGAGUUUGGAGGAUAUUUUACAGCGUUCUGCAUCCCCUGAUGACAGGGGGAAUGUACAGCCAACAGCAGCUUCUACCCCCUCCGGAGCACUUACUAAUGGAAGCCUUCAGGGAAGAGCUGCCCCUCGCCGGCGCCUGCUUCCUCCUACCCCAGGUAGCAAGUCUGCGUUUAGCAUCCAGUGCCUAAAGAGACAGGGCAGCUGUGAUGAUAUCCCAAUUCCUGGGACAUACCAUCAGAAUGCCCCACCCUGCAGAGCAAGGGCUCAGAAUUACGGAAGUUCUGAUUCAUGUCAGAGAAAUACGUACUCUCCCACUGGUACUCUGUCGUGGGCUAAUCCCCCAAAGCGAGGACGUCUUCUAUAUGCGCCCCUUAUCCUGGUGGAGGAAGAAAGCAACCUCCCUACUAUCCCCUGUACUCAUUGGUAUACAGGAGAAGAAGAGGACAAAGUACCAUAUUGCACUUACACCCAGCUGCAUGUGCCAGGCCAGAGGUUGACUGAGAAGAGGGGGAGUGCAGACAGUUUGGUUGAGGCGGUGUUAAUAUCAGAAGGCCUAGGGCUCUAUGCACGAGACCCCAAAUUUGUGGCAUUUGCCAAACGUGAAAUUGCAGAUGCCUGCCACAUGACCAUUGAUGAAAUGGAGAGCGCUGCCAGCGACCUGCUAAGCCAGAGCCGGAAGGGGAGUUGGGCUGGGAGUACCGGACGUCCUAGUGGAGAUGAGAUACCUGGACACGGCUUCUUAUAUAGUGAUGAAGAAUCUAUACAUUGCAGAGAUGAGGAAGAGCUGAGGGAUGAAAUGGCGUGUGUGUCCUCAUUCUGAGUGUGAUUUAGAAAAUACAGUCUUGUUUCAUCUGGUACUGAGAGAAGCCAGAGACAUAUCAGAACCUCUGCUAAGAAAUGGACUAGAGAUCGACAGAGGUUUGGCUGUAAGAUUUAGGCUUGAGCUUCACCAACUCUUGUAAGGUGGGCCUGGUACUUUGUCUAAUCAUUAAUAGAUCAGAUCUCUAUGAAAGGUCAUUGGCCGAGGAGCUCCAAACCUUUGUCCGUCAGAAAGUUGCAUAAAUCUUAGCGUGCAUCCUCGUAGGACGAAAGAUCAGGCAUUUUGUCCAAUGUGGACCUCUAAUUUAUCAGACUAUGAUGCCCAUCUCCUUGUUUCUAAAGAAGAGCCUAGUUUAGAGUCACAAGAUAUAUCAGAGGUGUG